Messenger RNA from Colossoma macropomum (tambaqui), 598 nucleotides. RefSeq names its product peptide YYb (gene pyyb). Gene Ontology annotation, biological process: feeding behavior; neuropeptide signaling pathway. NCBI's taxonomy places the organism in Eukaryota, Metazoa, Chordata, Actinopteri, Characiformes, Serrasalmidae. Gene Ontology annotation, molecular function: neuropeptide hormone activity; neuropeptide Y receptor binding. The record is from RefSeq and is a predicted model, not a curated record. Gene Ontology annotation, cellular component: extracellular region.
AUGGCCAGCUCAAUGCGAUCCUGGACGGCACUCCUGGCUCUUCUGCUGUGUGUCCUGGUGUGCCUAAGCAGCCUGGCUGAAGCUUAUCCCCCCAAACCUGAACCUCCAGCAGGAGACGUGGGUCCGGAGGAGAUGGCCAAAUACCACACGGCCCUGCGGCACUACAUCAACCUCAUCACACGGCAGAGAUACGGGAAGAGAUCCUCUCCUGAGGCGGCGGUGGCGGAGCUCCUAUUUGGUGACGAUGAACAGGACGUAAGACCACGCGCUGAUGACCACUUGGCCUGGUAAUCCUCUCCUCUGUCUCGCUGCAUCGUGUGCAUUCCUCUCUCGUCCAUCUCUGUGAUGAUAAACAAGUUUACUGAACAGCCAAAGCAGCAUGAACCAGCGGCCCUCCUCCCGAGGGCUUCCUCUCACCUCAAGAUAUGGGCAAAUGUCUCUCUCUCUGUCUCUCUCUUUAUCUCUAUCUCUCUGACUCUCUCUCUCUCUCUCUCUUUACCCAAAUGUUUUCUGUGAAGCGACAAUUGUAAAUAAUUUGUUACUCACAUAAUUGAGAAUAAUAAAGAAUGACUAGAUGUUGAAUGGUGGUACAAAAUGA